GUGAAAUGGUCAGUGACUUCGACUUCGACAACUUUAUUUCUUGAUUUUCGUUUUCAUUCCCAUGUAACAAUGAUUUCUCUAUCUGAUAUAAAAUGUUGCCCAACAUUUUUGUCUGCAGACGUGAAGAAUUUACUAGAGAAACAUGAGAAGUUUGUUGAAGAAUUUCCAGACAACAGAGAUUACUGGUUUACUUCUGGAUUGAAAAUCAACUGGAAAAAUGUUGAAUAUACUUUGGAUGAUAUCGGGGAGCCACACGGCAGCAAGUGCUGGUUUGAGGAGGCAGUAAAAACAAUUGCUCCUUUUAUGUCUCACUGCGAUUUGGCUGUUAGAAGCCUCUCCCCUGAAGAUUACUUCAUACACAUGAAGCCUUACCUUAUGUGGACUUACCAGGAAGAUGUGGUGUCAGAUUGCUUCAAGCUAGUGUAUUCGCAGAAAUAUGAGGCUGAUUAUCUUUUAGCCCUGUUGAUGAUUACAUCUGUAUCUGAACGAGCCAUAGGAAAUUUGCUGCUCACAAGGGGUAAACAAGUUCCAUUCCUGCUGCGAGAUUUACUUAUCACAAUGGAAGUCCAGGAAAUAUUAGGAAAAACAAAAAGUCAGCUGUUUGUUGUUCUUUUUGGUUCUGUGUAUGGCCUGAACCUUCGAAACAUAGCAUGGCAUGGGUUUUUAAAUCCAAGAGAAGCAAAAUCUUCCUUCAUAACAACAAUUAUUUUAACGCUUGUGAAUGUUGGCCAAGACCUGGAAGUUAAUUUGGGUCCAGAAAUGAAUAUACCGCAAAGGUUGCAAACUUCAUUCCCUGAGGCAGAAGAUUUACGUUGUGUGUUUAUGAAGAUGCCAAUUGCAAAUAAGGAGUCAAUGGAAGAAAUCAUUACUCAAUCCCCACUAGUGCCAGAUGUAAUGAUUCCAGUAUGGACUAAAAUCUUGACUUUGCUGGAUGAAGAAAGAUAUGGUUUGUGCCUCACGCUUCUUUUGCCCAUGCUAGAAUGUUCCAUGAGAUGCUUGUUUGCAGUUGUCAAUGAAGAAGCUACAAGAAUACUUACUGCAGAAAACUCAUCAUUCUAUACAACAUUUGAUGAGAUUUUGCAGUUGUAUUAUAAAACUGAAGAAGCAGGUAUGCCAGGUCUGAGUAUAAGAAGAAACCAAGAAAUGAUGUGUGUUGCAGAUUCACAUAGCAACUGUAAAAUUGGAGUAUUUGAUGAAGACUUUACAUUGAAAUGUGAACCAGAGAAAGUGUGUUGUUGUAAAUCCAUGAGGGUGAACUUAGUUCCUUUUUUGAUUGGCGAAAAGCUUAAUGAAGCAUUACAUGAUAUACUGAACUUUGUGAAUGGACCUCGAGUCAGAGAUAAACUAAGUCACGGUGAGGUCAAACUUGAUCAUGUUUCUAAAUAUGUUACAUAUCAUACUUUAUACAUUAGUUUACUUGUUCUCUCUCUCAGACACUGGAGGUGUGAAAAAGAGGCUUGUAAAGAAUACAGUUCGUUGUGUAAGGUCACAGAUGAAUUAGCAGUUACACCAUAUUGCAAGCUGGAUAGCUGUAGUCCCCACUUUUGCGACAAAAAAUCCAUAUCCCAGAUGCUUUCCUGUAAUAUGUCAAAAAUUUCUCUACCAACCAAAUCCCUGGUUCACUUAAUGAAAAACUGCAUGUUGGACUAUCAAUGUGCUUAUCACCCAAAAGCAGUCCUUCAUAAAAAUUUGAGUUCAAGUAUAGUAACAAAACGAGAGUGGUCACAGUGGGAUAGGGUGCCAUGUAGUGAUUUAGAAUAUCCUGACUGGGUAAACAUGCAGUUUAAGAGUAAUGCCUGACUACUUUAGUUUCCUUGCUUUGACUGGCCUCAGAUGUGGAGCUCAAGGAUUUUUGGAAAUGAGUCACUUCAUGUUGCAUGUCAAAGAGGCUAAAUACAGGGUACUGUACGGAAGCAAUUUGGAAAUUGAGCUCAUAU
Messenger RNA from Macrobrachium nipponense, 1937 nucleotides. RefSeq names its product endoplasmic reticulum membrane-associated RNA degradation protein-like. The record is from RefSeq and is a predicted model, not a curated record. NCBI's taxonomy places the organism in Eukaryota, Metazoa, Arthropoda, Malacostraca, Decapoda, Palaemonidae.